UUUACCAGCCGACUAAACUUGUUCUAUCUGUGCCCUAGCUAGUAUUGCUGGAACUCGACCAAGCCGCCGACGAUCGGUGACCGGCGACAGAGAUCCUUAGGCUGGUGCUACUUGGAACGCCAUGUCCGAGACCAGUAGAUUCCGGAGUUUGGAAGGCGGUCAUGGAGCUCUCAAGGGAGCCCAAACUGCUUGGGAUAUGCUUUCAGAGGAGCAAAUGCAGAAACAUUUUACCACAGGUUGCGAGGAACUUGAUGCCAUACUCGGAGGUGGAAUACAUUGCAAAGAAGUUACUGAAGUUGGAGGAGUUCCAGGAAUUGGUAAAACACAACUCGGGAUUCAACUGGCAGUUAAUGUCCAAAUUCCAGUCGAAUGUGGCGGCCUUGGUGGGAAGGCAAUUUAUAUAGAUACAGAAGGCAGUUUCAUGGUUGAACGUGCUCACCAAAUUGCUGAAGGAUGCAUUAGUGAUCUGUUGGAUAACACUGCACAUCGGCUGAAGGACUUUCCAGCUUGCCCAGAGAUAUUGCAGCCCAACAGCUUCCUAGCUAAUAUCUUUUACUUCCGCAUCUGCAGUUAUACCGAGCAAAUUGCGACCAUAAAUUACUUGGAGAAGUUUCUCGAAGAACAGAAAGAUGUGAAGAUAAUUGUUGUUGAUAGCAUCACUUUUCAUUUUCGCCAAGAUUUUGAUGACUUGGCUCUAAGAACUAGAGUCCUUGGCGGGAUGUCAUUGAAACUGAUGAGAUUCGCAAAAAAAUAUAGCUUGGCUGUUGUUUUACUGAAUCAAGUAACGACGAAGUUUGUGGAGGGUUCAUUUCACCUAACUCUUGCCCUUGGUGAUACUUGGUCUCAUGCAUGCACAAACCGUAUCAUUUUGUACUGGAACGGGAACGAACGACAUGCCUACAUCGAUAAGUCCCCAUCGCUUCGAUCUGCCACCGCACCCUUCUUGAUCACAGGCAAAGCUGCGGGCUUCCUGGCUCCCUUGGUGGCCUUGAACUCCAUCUUGUACAGCGGAAGCAAAUCGUCGUCUUCAUCGUCUUCUGUAAGAGGCACAGAAUGCACACGUAUAAGCAAGCAGAGAAGACAACCAGUAUCGCGUGGGUUAUAAGCAAAGAACCGCACCCGGUGGCUCAUCAUCAGACUCGUAACCGUGCCAUUGGUUGAAUGUCCUCGGGGGAGUUCUUGCAUGGCACGCUUGCCUCUUGGCAACGCGAGAACCAUCAGGUACCGGGCUGAGAGGAGACGCAUUGUUGCAUGGACCGGCAUCCUCGUUUCUCUCAGGGGUUCCUCUUGAACUGCUGCAAGCAUUCGCAGAACCCGAAGACGAAGCACUGUAUCUUUCUGCGUGUUCCAAAACAGAUGCUGGGGAAGUACCAGUUGCGGCCUGCACAUCGAGUGCCUUCUCUUCCUCCAUGAAGUUUGAGAACCAGCAUGAUGAGCCUCGCCUUACGUAGAAGAAAACAUAAGCCUGUUGCUCUAACGCAUCGCUUUCAGAAACACUGACCACCUGGAAGAUAACAUCAUCAAAGAGUCAUCAGAGGCACAACAAUCAUGAAUGCCGAGAGAGGUAGAUGAGUAAGUUCUUCGACCGUGCCUGCGAGUCAUCGAUCUGAUGCCAUGUACUUGGAGUGGAACGGAUGUAGCAGAAGUAAUGGCCAGAAAGUGCGGAACCAACGUGUACCAGAACAGCAUAAAGAUCGUAUUUUGACUGGACCUGCGCAUAUGGUGCAAGAAUCAAUGAGCACUUGAUGUGGAUGCAAUCGGCGAGGAAUAGGAGGAACACAAACCUCCUUUGCAGGGCAGCUGAGGCAUGGAUUCAGGUCCAGUUCCAAUGGGUACUCCACAAAAUCGUCGAUCUUGUUGGAGUAGCUCCCAUCAUUCUUGAACCUCUUGAGAUGGAGAGCGAGAACUUGCGGUGCUUGGUCUAGCUUAAGCUGUUUCUCCAUGGACACCUGAGCCUUGCAGCCGUCACAGGUGAAUCUGACUUCAGGAUCAUCAAUUCUCUCCAACUUGGUGAAAGAUUCCAGAGCGUCUCCGACACUGCGCACGUUUUCGAUCUCCAAGCUGAGAUCGAGCAGUGGCUCAAAUGUGUCCGAACAGUGACCGCAACUGCAACACCGCAGCUGAGACAAUGAAAACACAUCACAUUCAUACGAUGAAGAAGAAGAACCAAGAAACGCAACUCUGCUUCAACAGGGGAUCGUAGAAUUUACCUGGCUCCUAAGACGGCCGCCAAACACCUGCUUAACAAUGCUGUCUUCCUCCAACGAAGCCGGACGAUCAUCGGCGGUGCGUCCGAGACAGCGAGCAUGCAUGUUAUCCAGAAAGGAGUGGAGAAACUCAUGUGCAUCUUCUUGCUGGCCCAACCGGAAAUGAGGUGAUAUUUCUGGUGUU
This is a messenger RNA of Musa acuminata AAA Group (dessert banana), 2391 nucleotides long. Its product is annotated as DNA repair protein RAD51 homolog 3. Gene Ontology annotation, biological process: meiotic DNA recombinase assembly; reciprocal meiotic recombination; DNA repair. Gene Ontology annotation, cellular component: Rad51B-Rad51C-Rad51D-XRCC2 complex; replication fork; Rad51C-XRCC3 complex. Lineage: Eukaryota; Viridiplantae; Streptophyta; Magnoliopsida; Zingiberales; Musaceae. Gene Ontology annotation, molecular function: crossover junction DNA endonuclease activity; ATP binding; ATP-dependent DNA damage sensor activity. The record is from RefSeq and is a predicted model, not a curated record. The transcript is spliced from 9 exons. The coding region runs from base 122 to 1105 and encodes 327 amino acids.